CGCUGAGUGUGAGUUCUUUUUUGUGCUGGUUUACAACAUUAAAGUGCUGCUCGCUCGUCGUUCGUUUAAUAUAUAAAUUAGAAUCAUCUACAACCGGGCGGCCAGAGGAGCAAUCGGCUAGCGAGGACGGUCAAAACGGUGGAUUACCAACCGAUUUCCUGGUUAAUUCCAAAAUCAAAACCAAGAGUUGGUCCAAAGUGCGUGCGAGUGUGUUGGUGCGUUUCGUUUCGCGUGUGUGUGUGUGUGCGUGUCGUCGUAGCAGCAGCAGCAGCAGCACCACCACCACCAGAAGAAGAACAAGCAGCAGCAGCAGGAGAAAAGGAGCAGCGGAAGAAGAGACGGUAGUCCAGGCAUUUGCCGGAUCGGGAAAGGAACCGUAACUUGGGACACACUCGCCCCGACCUGACCCGAAGGGAGAGCGAGAGAGAGAGAGAGAGUGAGACGCAAAGAGAAAUGCAACAACAACCGGAGUCGGGCGGAGAGGAGAGCUGGCUGGAGGAGCAAUGUCACCGCGAAAUCCACGGCCAGCACGACGAGUUCGAACGGGAGUAUGUGCGUCAGCGGGACAACAAUCUGAGCACCGUGUGGGGAGCAUUCCAGGAUUCGGCCACCGCCGUAGCCCAGCUUUACAGAGAGCGCUCAUCGAACACAUUUUCCUCAGACACAGGCGCUCUUUGGCUGCCCUUCCAGACCGCAGCUGGCACUGUAACAACACUCUACAAAGAAUCAUGUGAUGGUCUCAAACGCACCAGCGACGCUGCCAUUCAGUGUGGCUACCAAAGACGCACUCGCGAAUUGGCCGAUUGGGCGCGCAGCAAAAAACGCCGGAUGAUACGGCGCGAGGAUCUGCUGGCCUAUUUGGCCGGAAAGCCCCUACCGCCAUCCAACUCAAAUCCACAUGCCAAUCGUCGCUCACCAAAACCGGAGCACCAUCACCAGAGCGGUAGCGGCGGCUCUGGCCUGGGAUUUCACAGCUCCGGACUGGGUCUGCCCAGUGGUCCGCCCACAGCCGCCGGCGGCGGACACCUGCUGUCCGCCGGAGCAGCCGGUGGCCGUCAGGAGGGAGGGGCCGGUGCCCCUGGCGGUGGAAUCGGCGAUGACUUGCACACCUUUAAGGAGGCCUUGGUUUUGCGUCCACGUGGCCCGGAACUAUUUGCAUUUGUUGCCAACGAAAUAGCGCGCCAUUGCAAGCGUCCCGGCAGUCCCAUCGACGACAAAAUGGAUAUUUGCCACUACAGCAGUAAACGCCAGCGCUUCAUGUAAUCCAAUACCAAUGGCGAACCCAGCCCAAAGCAAAGCUCCCGGUCAUCAAAACACCAAUGCACUUCACCAUCUGGAAUCGAAAAAGAAACACUGCGCGGGAAAAUGUAUUGAACGGCCGAUUUGAUGUCAAAGGCUUGCGAAACAUAAAAUGUACAUUUAUGUUUAGUUUUUCGGUUUAUAGUGGCCUACCAUUUUUUUUUUAUAAAUAACCCUUUUUCCUCACUCCUUGCACAUACAUACAGCAAAUGUACGUAAAACACACAAAUAUCACACAUGAAAAUAGUUAAGUUAUGUUUUAGUUGAUAACACUUAAGAAAAAGUCAUGCUGAUAGUAGUGACAGCAGAAGAUUUAUAUGUUGAAUACGAUAAUGCCGCAUAUCGGGCACUAUUAUACAAACUGUUGAUCAUUGUCAUCAUGCAUUGCACGAAACGGAGUGAAAAGUUUAGGAGUACGAUAUAUGUUAUAUGCCAGCUGUGCGUCUGAGUUAAGAUUAAGCGAAGCAGUAAUAGUGAAAGGUAUUGUAAAAUGUAAAUCCCCUUUUUUUCGUUAUACAAACCACAAAUGAAGCUGUGUAAAUAACAAAAAUUAGAGACACGAUAAGAAAACCCAGACAGAAAUAUAAUGUUACGUAUAUAUACUAUUUGUAUAUGCUACUUAAA
This is a messenger RNA of Drosophila subpulchrella, 1923 nucleotides long. RefSeq names its product UPF0472 protein C16orf72 homolog. The record is from RefSeq and is a predicted model, not a curated record. The transcript has 5 exons. Bases 454 to 1263 code for a protein of 269 amino acids. NCBI's taxonomy places the organism in Eukaryota, Metazoa, Arthropoda, Insecta, Diptera, Drosophilidae.